Messenger RNA from Sclerotinia sclerotiorum 1980 UF-70, 1188 nucleotides. RefSeq lists its product with no specific name. NCBI's taxonomy places the organism in Eukaryota, Fungi, Ascomycota, Leotiomycetes, Helotiales, Sclerotiniaceae. The coding region runs from base 1 to 1188 and encodes 395 amino acids. The transcript has 4 exons. The record is from RefSeq and is a predicted model, not a curated record.
AUGUUUGCAGGGAGUCUUGGGCUUUUCGAUAUUAAGCCGAUUAUCGAGUACGUACGUAUACGGGAGUUUGUAGACGAUAAGAUUAUGGAUACUUCUACACAGAGGGAACUUCGAUACCAGGAGGAUGCAUCGGGAAAGAAUCUAGUUGCCAGAGCAGUUGGAGAUAGAGUUAGCGUUGGUUCGGGAAUGGAUUCUCCAGUUGCCUUGAGUGAGGAGAUCAUGAAAGAUAAUGGGCUCGGGGCUCAUCCAACUACACAAAUUGAGUCCGAGAGGAAUUUGAUUUCAGACACUGAGUGGUACCAAAAUUCGGAAAGGAGUAGUGAGAAUAACUUUGAUCUUUCUGAAAACGAAAAGAUCGAAGAGGCUUGUUACAGUCUCGAUAUGCUAGAUUUCUUCGAGACACAAUAUUAUUCUUCACAAAAAAGACGUAACUUAGAUCCAACAGUACCAGCAACAUCAUUCACUCUCUUUCCAUUCUUACCCGUCGAACUCCAGAGAAAGAUUUGGGUUUGCUUACUGCCGCCGCCCAGCGUCAUUUGGGCGGAAUUCGAAGUGAAAGAUUGUUAUGACAAGACUAAAAUGGAAUUUCGUGUCAGACAUGCUCGUUCAGCAAUUAAUUUUCCUGCGUCAUUGCAAUCAUUCGUCUUACGUUCUGUAAACUAUAUCUCAAGACAGUUGUUUUUCGAGCAUUAUAGUUAUCUGAAAUUUAUUGGCGAUGCCAAUAAAAAGGCUCGUCGUUUCUCAGACUGGGAUGAUAGUUUUCGCUAUGUCGAGGUGAAAAGAGGAAAUUUCAUAGAUCAGUUGGGAUAUUGUCAAUGGAUUGAACCAUGUAAAUAUUACCCGAACAUCGAGUGGGAAAUCAACAACAGCAGCAGAGAGUGCUCUAAAAUUCUGCGGAGAACGGGUUCGAAUGCGGGGUUUUGGAGUAGUGUGGUUGUUAAACCGGUAUGGAUGGUUCAUACAGUUGCAUAUAGUGUGGAACGUUCUAGGAAUGUAAUUCCUGGACCCUUUUUGAUAGUGGAGAUUAGUCGCUAUGGAGAUCUUCAUUUGAGAUGUAAUCCCGAUGGUACAUUACCUGAUCAGUAUGAUUGGAUCAGUGAGCUUUUUGAUGAUGGAGAUGAUGAGGAUGGUGGUGAUAUGCGGUCUUUGGUUGAUGGCGAGGCACUUGUUGUCUUUGAUAGUGAUUAA